CACUACCCUGACACACGCCAGCUUCUCUCUCUACAGCAUCUGCUCGGCCUAGGAAAGUUUGCUUCACCAUGUCUUUUGAUCAGGACAGCUGCUACCUCUGUAAAGAAUAUCUCAGAGAUCCCGUGUCUAUCCCAUGCGGACACAUUUUCUGCUCCAUCUGCCUAAAGACCUAUUGGGACCAUGCGGACCACACCGGCUCGUACCUCUGCCCAGAGUGCAGGGUGACUUACAACAAGAGGCCCACUCCGAGGCGCAUGGGAAGCUCCCGGCACUCCACCAUCCAACGUAACCCAGAGUCCUCUCCACCGCCACCUCCAACCCCGGACUACAACUACGCCGGACCCCAGGAUGUUGGGUGCGACAUCUGCAUCGGCAAAAAGCACAAAGCCAUCAAGACCUGCCUAAUGUGCCUAGCCUCCUACUGCGAGAAGCACCUUAAGCCCCACUUUGAGUCGGCCACUUUCAAAAGGCACAAACUGGUUGAUGAGAUCGGCCAUCUGGACAGGCAGAUCUGCCCACAGCAUCAGAAAGGCCUGGAGCUGUUCUGCCGCACUGAUCAGAUGUGUAUCUGUGUGCUGUGUACAGUGAAAGAACACAAGGGUCACGACAUGGUGUCAGCAGAGCAGGAGAGAGCUGAGGAGCAGCAACGCCUGGGCGCCACUCAGGCUGAGAUCCAGGAAAAGAUUCAUGACCGUCUCAAACAGAUGGAGGAGCUGAAACAAGCUGUGGACUCAAUUAAGAACUCGGCCCAAAGAGCGCUGCAGGAAUGCGAGAAGAUGUUUAGCGACAUGAUGCGCUCCAUAGAGAGGAUGCAGCAGGAGAUGGUCAAGCUGAUAUCUACAAACAAGAGAGCUGCACUCAACAAUGCAGAGGGCCACAUGGAGCGCCUAACCCACGAAAUCUCUGACUUGAAGAGGAGAGACAAUGAGAUCACCCAGCUGUCCCGCACUGAAGACCACAUCCACUUCAUCCAGAGUUACCACAUGCUGAUAGCCCAGACAGAGGCUGAGGAGUUGCCUUCAGUCACCGUAAAUCCCUACUUCUCCUUCGGCUCUGUGACAAAGGCCGUGUCCGAGAUGAAGCAGCACCUGAACGAAUUCAGCAAUGAUGAGCUGGUGAAGGUCGCCAAAACAGUGAACAAAAUGACCUUCUGUGAACUGGAUGAGCCCAAAAAGAAACGAUCAAUUAAAAGUGAAGAGGCUGUGAUGUACAAGGCCGUACCCGUCCAGGAACCUCAGUACAGGGAUGACUUCUUGAGAUAUGCUUGCCAGCUCACUCUGGACCCAAACACAGCCUACCGACAGCUCUACUUGUCUCGAGGGAAUAGAAAGGCCGCUCUCAAGAAAGACCCCCAAUCUUAUAGCGACAACCCCGCAAGGUUCGACUCCCUGCCCCAGGUGCUGUGUAAGGAGAACCUCGCUGGAGGCCUUUACUACUGGGAGGUAGACUGGAGCGGGGAGGGCGCUGCCAUCGGAGUCACCUACAAAGGCAUCAAGAGGACGGGCUACGGAGACAGCUGCCGCAUUGGCUACAACCGGAAAUCGUGGAGCCUCUUCUGCUCCGACUCCAGCUACUCAGCCCGCCACAACAAGGACCAGAUAGAAAUCAAAGCGCCUUAUUCCUCCCGCAUCGGAGUCUUCCUGGACUACGAUGGGGGCACUCUCUCAUUCUACGCCGUAGGGGAUACCAUGUCCCUCCUCCACCGCUUCAAGGCCUCCUUUAGCGAGCCUGUCUAUCCGGGCUUCUGGGUUUGGUAUGAGUCUGCCAUCACCCUCAUCCAGCCGUGAUUGAAUAACAUCCGUCCAAUAUCACAGUACAAGUACCUGUGAUUAUUAUUUUUGUUUUUUACAUAUGUAUGCAUUUUACAAGAAUUUAUUUUCUAUUUUUAUGUUGAAAAAUGUGUGUUGAUCAAAGGGAAGCGGUUAUGACAGAUGUGAAUUUUCUUUGACUUAAUAUGAACAAAUGUUAGGGGGAAAGCAUUUAUAGUGUAAUUCCAAAUGUUGUAAACUGUCCUUGAUUGAUGUGUUAUAAUUUGAUAUUAAAGUUAUUUUUAUUAGUAAACAUUUUAUGUAAGACGAAA
Molecule: messenger RNA, 2080 nt
Organism: Girardinichthys multiradiatus
Lineage: Eukaryota; Metazoa; Chordata; Actinopteri; Cyprinodontiformes; Goodeidae
Gene: ftr83
Product: finTRIM family, member 83
Exons: 7
Coding region: 69-1787 (572 amino acids)
Molecular function (GO): protein binding; zinc ion binding
Source: RefSeq, a predicted model, not a curated record